Messenger RNA from Microdochium trichocladiopsis, 1230 nucleotides. RefSeq lists its product as uncharacterized. NCBI's taxonomy places the organism in Eukaryota, Fungi, Ascomycota, Sordariomycetes, Xylariales, Microdochiaceae. The record is from RefSeq and is a predicted model, not a curated record. The transcript is spliced from 2 exons. Bases 76 to 1080 code for a protein of 334 amino acids.
CCCAGGCCCCUACCAUGUCACCUGAAGGCAGACACUAAACCAGCACUUUGCACGUUGGGGGGACGGCUGAGAGAGAUGCAUGGCAUCGCCUUGCCAGGGUACAAUAGUGAGCCUGGCCGACCCCAGGGUUAUAUGUCGCCCUACUGGUUCGUGCCCGUGUCGCUGACGAGGUCUCCAUUCUCUCCCGAUUCCUCCCUUUUACAUUGCACUAGAGAAUCGAACCGCAUCUCUUCGACGUAUCUGGUGCCCUAUUUUGCCAGCAGGCACAUGCGCACAACCCAUGGGCCCUCAGCAUUGCUGCUGAACCAUGGCCACACGCAGAGCCAAUACAUGGCGCAUUCGAGGGCUCGAUCUGCGCUGCGACGAGGGCUGCUGAGCGACUGCGAUGUCCACUCACUCGCCAUCGAGCACCACGGACGAUCUCAGACCGCCACGAUCAGCCUCACAAAUGGCGCAAGCGCAGUUCCAGAACGAUUGGGGCCCUGCGCCGAACACGUGGGGCAACAUGGAAACCCGGCUCUUGAUAGCCAGUUCCUGGGUUUGACCACCCUUUUCGCACCACCUAUCUCGGAUCAUAAGAUCGACAUCGUUGCCAUUUCCGGCCUUGGAGGCUAUGUAUUCGGCUUAUUUAAGGAGCGCGGCGGAGAGCAUAUGUGGCUGCGCGACGCCCUGCCUUAUUACAUUGUUGAUCCUGAGACGGGGAGACCGAUGGCCCGGAUCGUCAUCUACGGAUACCUGUCGCCCGUUGCGGAUAGCGAUAGUAUGCAAAACGUGGACGAUAUCGCGGGCCAGUUUCGCGAGCAGCUUUCUGGCCUUGUGGUGGUAGCGCUGGGAGGAGAUCCAUCGCCCCGGCCCGUGGUCUUUAUCUCUCAUAGUCUUGGCGGUCUGGUGCUUAAGGAGACUAUUAUAUCUCUGGCGGCGUCAGAUGACGACGUCGCCGCGAGAGUGCGUAGGGCCAUCUACGGCCUCAUUUUCUUCGGUGUGCCCCAUGCCGGAAUGGAUAAUACCUCGCUGAUGACGAUGGCCAGAGAGGGUCCGAAUAGGGAGCUCGUGCUGUCGAUCGGGCAUACUAACUCGUAGUUCCUGACCCGGCAGUAACGUCAGUUUCCUGGUGCGCUUGCGAAGAUGGGCCCGUAGCGGCGGGAGGUCUUUUGCUUCUACGAGACCUUGGAGUCGCCUAUAGCGAUAGUAAGCCAGCUAGCAUAUUCAAUUUUAUCUUUCAUAUCCCGU